AUGCAACCCCAAUAUUAGUCGCGAUUUGCGACAAUUUGUCACAGGCAGCAGACGGCGCGUUGUUGAUUUACCGUUGAUUCACGUUUGAUCAUCGUUGGAUGUAAACGAUUAUUUAUCGAGUCCUGAGACGAAUUUUUGAAUCAUUGCAACGCUAUCGAGCGAUCAUCAAUACUUUCGGUCACUUUUCACAGCAGCGAGCGAUUUUUUUUUUUUGCUUAACCUGCGAGGUAUUUUGCGUGCGUCGAUUAUGUGCGACAUACGCGAAAUAUUGACAAUGCCGCCCGAUUCCCAGCGGCUGAUGGAGAGAAUAAUAGAGGCGAUCAAGCAGCAUCCGGUUCUGUAUUGCAGUGAAGUAACUGGCUUCAGUGGCAAAAUAAAUUAUCUCAGACAGAAAGUCUGGGAGCGUAUCGCAAAUGAACUCGGAGUAGAACCAACAUGGUUGAAACUGAAGUGGAACAACAUUAAGGACACAUAUUCCCGCAUCAUAAAGCUCACUCUCUCCAAGACCGACGAAGAGAAUGCAACAAGAAGAAAGUGGUAUUUUGAAGAUCACCUGAGCUUCUUGAAAUUACCGUUUGAACCAGACUAUGUACCAUUUUGUUUGGAGCUGAGUAAGGAAUAUAUAGACGAAAUAUAUUCAAAUAAAACAACUCCUGAAGGUUUACUCGAACAGUUGGAAGAUCCAACUGAGGAGGAAUAUAAAGAUUAUGAGGUUCUGGAAGAAACACCCGGUGAACAGGAAGAGGAAACUGAAACAAUAGAGGUAUUGGACAACAGUGAGGACCAGUUGAUUAGUCAGAGUACGAAAACUCAGCAUGAGCAGCAGAUGCAACAAGAUGCUGACAGUUAUGUUCCACAGAAAAAGUCAAAGUAUCAGAAGAAAAAACUUCCGAAAAUGACAUCGUCCAUUCCUUAUAAAAAGCCAAAGAAUUCAAUUCUUAAAACCGGCAAUGAUACAAGUUUAACAAACAAUACUAAUAACACAGCUUCUAUUUUUAUGGCAAAUCAACUGCUGGCGAAGGAAUUGAAGAAGGAAUUUAAGAACAACAAUAAAGACAUUGAGAUGAAUCUUGAGCAAGUUUACGUGACUCCUGAGAACAAGAGUAGUAUAGAACUGUUUUUCGAGAGCAUGGCGCAGACGGUGAAGAAGUUACCGCCAAAAGCACAAGCGGAUAUCAAGUUAAAUAUUUGCAAGAUCGUUACGGAAGCAGAAGUGGAAUAUGUAAAUUCAGGUCAGAAUGCAGCGAAGAACACUCAACACUUAGUGAAAUCGUCCUCUGUGUUACCAAAAAUGGUACUGAUACCUUGCAACAUGUUAGAUAAGAAAGAUAGUAAGAAGCAACAGUUCUAAUUUCAAACGAUCAUUGCAGUGUAUUUUGUUUCUUUUACAUUUGCAAAUGUAUUUUUAUUGUUUAGUGUGAAAUUAUAACUAUUGUGUUGUGAAUCACUGAAUAGUUUGCCAAAAAUAUCAGGUACUUAUUUUUAUAUUAUUUAAGAUAAUUAAGACAGUACUGUAUGCGCGGUCGGAAAAAUCGGAACAAUAUGAUGAUGAUCUCUCACCGUAAAUCUUUUCCGUUCCGAUUCUUCGAUUUGCAUUUGACCGCAUUCUGACACUAUCAAGAUUUAGAAAAAACUGUUAAAAACUUAAGUAAUGUAGUUAAUUAUCAAAUGUGUUUAUAGACAAACAGAUAAAUGUAUGUAUUUUUCCUAGCAUUUUAAUUUGUUUUUAGCGUAUGUUAUACGUAAGACAUAUAAAAAAAAGUUGCAUCAAGAAUUUUGCAAACUGUAUUUUUGCUUGUUGCUUGUUUGGUGGCUGUGUGAAUGUGUAUGUAUAUACACA
Messenger RNA from Pseudomyrmex gracilis, 1840 nucleotides. RefSeq lists its product as uncharacterized. The transcript is spliced from 4 exons. Gene Ontology annotation, biological process: regulation of transcription by RNA polymerase II. Gene Ontology annotation, cellular component: nucleus; transcription regulator complex. Bases 248 to 1351 code for a protein of 367 amino acids. Gene Ontology annotation, molecular function: DNA binding. NCBI's taxonomy places the organism in Eukaryota, Metazoa, Arthropoda, Insecta, Hymenoptera, Formicidae. The record is from RefSeq and is a predicted model, not a curated record.